AUGGCUGCAUCAUUCACUUUCUUACCUGACGUCCGCCCUUACAAGACCGCAUGGAGGGUCCAGGUUAAAAUCCUUCACACUUGGCGCCAAUAUACGAGCAUGACCGGUGAAACCUUAGAGUUGAUUGUUUAUGAUGACAAGGGUUCUAAGAUUCAUGCCGCCGUGAAAAAAGAUCUGGUGAAUCGUUACGUGCAUAAUCUCCCUGUCGAUGAAUGGAGGUUUAUUGAGAAAUUCCAACUCACCCAUGCCUCUGGAGAGUUCCGCCCAACAAACCAUCUUUCUAAGAUGGGUGCAUUUGCAUCACCCGUACACAAUCGGGUCUUUGCUGGUAAAGUAGUUGUGUUCGGAGGUGAUUUCAGACAGAUUUUACCAGUGAUAAAUGGUGCAGGGCGAGCAGAGAUAUUGCUAGCAGCUCUCAGUUCGUCUAAUCUUUGGGAUCGCUGUAAGGUUUUGAAAUUGACUAAGAAUAUGUGUCUACUGCAGAGUAACAUAAGUCAAAACAAAGCCAAAGAUAUCCAAGAUUUUUCAGACUGGUUAUUGGACGUUGGUGAUGGUAAGAUUUCUGAACCAAACGACGGUGAUGCUUUGAUAGACAUUCCAAAAGACUUUUUGAUUACAGAAGCAAACAGCCCUAUUGAAGAUAUAUAUACUGAAAUUUAUGGUGAUCAUGGGAUGUUUGAAAAGAAUGUUGAUGCGAAAUUCUAUCAGGAAAGAGCUAUAUUGGCACCAACGAAUGAUGACGUCAACAUCAUAAAUCAGUAUAUGCUAGAGAAAUUGGAUAGUGAGGUGAUGGAGUAUUUGAGUGCUGAUAGUAUUGAACCUACUCAUACGGACUCUUUGACAAAUCCUGUGAUUACACCUGAUUUUUUAAACAAUAUCUAG
Molecule: messenger RNA, 882 nt
Organism: Capsella rubella
Lineage: Eukaryota; Viridiplantae; Streptophyta; Magnoliopsida; Brassicales; Brassicaceae
Exons: 4
Coding region: 1-882 (293 amino acids)
Biological process (GO): DNA repair; telomere maintenance
Molecular function (GO): DNA helicase activity
Source: RefSeq, a predicted model, not a curated record